CACUGAGGGAGGGAGCGAGGAGAGCGUGCAGCAUAAAGGCAGAUGGUGGCAGCAGCCGAGGUGACUUACACACUGUCAGAGCGAGCAGUCUGACGGAUUACAGCCACAGCACAGGAGCAGAGCGCCAGCCAACGGAGGAACUCUAUCAUAGGAACUGAGGAACUGCAACCAUGGCCAAAGUUUAUAAGAAGACCAGUGGGAACGGUUCGAUAUGUCUCUAUUUGGGGAAGAGAGACUUUGUAGACCAUGUGGACAGCGUUGAUGUUGUUGAUGGGGUGCUGAAAGUGGAUCCUUCAGAACUUGAUGGAAGAAAAGUGUGGGUGCAGCUGCUCUGUGCUUUCCGCUACGGCCGGGAAGACCUGGAUGUGAUCGGACUGUCCUUCAGGAAAGACAUUUGGAUACAGCACAUCCAGAUCUAUCCUCCAACAGCUGGAAACAAGCCAGCAAACACUCCUAUGCAGGACGCCCUCAUGAGGAAAGCUGGAGAUGAGGGGCACCCUUUCACUUUUAUUAUUCCUACUAAUCUGCCGUGCUCUGUAACUCUUCAGCCUGCACCAGACGACACAGGCAAGCCUUGUGGCGUUGACUUUGAACUGAAAGCCUAUAUUGCCAAAGAGGCAGACAACCCCGAAGAGAAAAUUACUAAAAAGGACACUUGCCGUUUGGUCAUUCGUAAAAUCCAGUUUGCACCAGACAAGCUGGAGUCCGGACCCAAGGCCAACAUCCUCAAGCAAUUCAUUAUGACCGACAGACCAAUCCAACUGGAGACCUCUAUAGAGAAGGAGGUCUAUUAUCACGGUGAUCCAAUUCCUGUCAAAGUGAAAAUAAACAAUGAGACAAACAAAGUGGUUAAAAAAAUAAGAAUUUCCAUUGACCAGACAACAGAUGUUGUGCUCUAUUCAGCCGACAAAUACAGUAAAGUCGUUCUCUCAGAGGAAUUUGGGGACCAAGUGAAUGCCAACUCCACAUUUGAGAAGGAAUAUAAAGUCACGCCUCUUUUGGCCAACAAUAAGGAGAAACGUGGGCUGGCACUGGAUGGCAGACUAAAGGAUGAAGACACCAAUCUUGCAUCUUCUACAAUACUGAGACCAGGCAUGGAUAAAGAAGUGCAGGGCAUUCUGGUCUCUUACAAAAUUAAAGUUACCCUCGUGGUGUCCAGCAGUGGUCUGCUGGGCAGCCUUUCUUCCAGUGAUGUCACAGCAGAGAUGCCUCUGGUCCUGAUGUCACCAAAGCCAGCAGACCCGUAAGUCUCAAGCUGUAUAAUCUGUAUAUUCUGUAUAAGCUGUAUAAGAAAUGUAUAUCUGCGUUCUUUUUAUUAGAGACCAUUUAUAAAUGAGUCAGUCCAUUGAUAAGCCUCAAUAAAGAACAUAUGAGAAAUUAAGAGGCUAUGUAUCACAAAUUGCUGUGCACCACAUACUGUAUACAAUGCACAGACCUUUGAAAUCAUAAGACAUAACAGAUAUAUACAGUAGAUAUUUCUCUAUAAAAUGUUGUAUUGUUUGAUUAAUGUACUUUGUUGAGACUGAGAAUCCUGUGAGGCCUGCUAAAUGUGUAAGACUGAAGGUGACAUACCAAAUGUCAUGGGACGUGCAACUGCAGUAGGCAUGUCCUUUGGAAGCUAAAGAGUGCUUUACUGAUCAGCGGGAUAUGUGUGUCCCAAGCCACUCCCUGAGGUAACACUUUAUGAUCAAUUAAGAUACUGCUAUCCCAUGACUUUUGGCAUGUGAGUGUAUUCUGAAUCACUUUAUUACAAGGAAAGAAUGAACACAGGACAGAAAUACCAGAUUUGGAACAGUUUUGUUUACCACACAGUGUGAUAGUAGUGUUUUUUCCUAAUAUGAGCAUGUUGCCUAUACUGAAUAAUAACAGCCAUAAACCAUCUAUC
Molecule: messenger RNA, 1885 nt
Organism: Astyanax mexicanus (Mexican tetra)
Lineage: Eukaryota; Metazoa; Chordata; Actinopteri; Characiformes; Acestrorhamphidae
Gene: arr3b
Product: arrestin 3b, retinal (X-arrestin)
Exons: 15
Coding region: 171-1247 (358 amino acids)
Biological process (GO): visual perception; G protein-coupled receptor internalization; signal transduction
Molecular function (GO): G protein-coupled receptor binding
Source: RefSeq, a predicted model, not a curated record